UAAAAAGAAAAUAGUAACGACUGGCACACAUCAAGAUAGGUACCAAAGCAAUAACUUUGACAUAAGCUAGAAUUGUGUAGAUGGUGUCCACUACUUCUCCACUGUCCAUCAAUGGAAAUCUCCUUCUCUCCUCUCAAUACCCAUUUCACUCUCACAUCCUUCAGCGCUCUGCACAUGUCGUCAAGUGGGGGUUUAGAAGGGACAAAGAUAGCAGCAGUAGAACCAAGAGUCAAGCUUUCAGAAUAUUGGCAAAUCCUAAUGAGGUGUCAGGGAAAAGAGAUUUUCAAAAAGAGGUAAUCAUGGUUGAUCCAUUAGAAGCUAAGAGAUUAGCUGCUAAACAGAUGAAGGAAAUUCAGGCUAAAGAGAAAUUCAAGAGACGACGCCAAAUAGAAGCGAUAAAUGGUGCAUGGGCAAUGAUUGGUCUCACAGCAGGCUUAGUCAUCGAAGGUCAGACUGGGAAAAGUAUUUUGGAUCAGUUGGCUGGAUACUGGUCUGCCAUUGUGCAUUUUUUUCUGCGAUCACAAAUAUGGCUACAUUUUCUCUGUUCCGUCUUCUCAUCCAAUUAAAAUUGACCUGUUCAUAAUGCUGUUCGGUGACUACUUCAUUAUCAGAUUUAAAUUGGAGAAAUUAUUGGGUGAACCCUAUCUGCUCUUUCUGGAUUAA
Molecule: messenger RNA, 663 nt
Organism: Ricinus communis (castor bean)
Lineage: Eukaryota; Viridiplantae; Streptophyta; Magnoliopsida; Malpighiales; Euphorbiaceae
Exons: 6
Coding region: 81-566 (161 amino acids)
Cellular component (GO): chloroplast thylakoid membrane
Source: RefSeq, a predicted model, not a curated record